AUGCAUCAAUCACGUGGCAAUAAUUGUCGAUCACCCUCGGGCAAUCGUGUUGACGACGAGAACCUGAAAGAAAUGUCUGAGGAUUUACUUAUUCGUGAUAAACGACGAUUUGAUUUACGUAUUCAAGAACUUCAAGCCUAUCUUGAAAAAUCCAAUAGUAACAAAUUGAUUAUGAAAUUAGCUGAACCAGCACUCAACAUACUUUUCGAACAGUUUCAAGAAAGAUCUCAUGAAACUAGUCGAUCUGAACUUGCUCAUUGUAUUGGAUUAAUAGGCUAUGUUAUGUUAAAUGAAGGCGAACUAAAAUUUGCUGAAUGGAUUUUUGAAUGUUUAAAUGAAGUACGAACAGUGAUGUUCAAACACAAUUAA
Messenger RNA from Rotaria socialis, 369 nucleotides. The record is from the annotation of a GenBank genome assembly. Lineage: Eukaryota; Metazoa; Rotifera; Eurotatoria; Philodinida; Philodinidae.